This is a messenger RNA of Lutzomyia longipalpis, 1170 nucleotides long. It is a transcript of the gene Sar1, whose product is annotated as GTP-binding protein SAR1. Lineage: Eukaryota; Metazoa; Arthropoda; Insecta; Diptera; Psychodidae. Gene Ontology annotation, molecular function: GTPase activity; GTP binding. Gene Ontology annotation, biological process: intracellular protein transport; endoplasmic reticulum to Golgi vesicle-mediated transport; membrane organization. The transcript is spliced from 5 exons. The record is from RefSeq and is a predicted model, not a curated record. Bases 170 to 751 code for a protein of 193 amino acids. Gene Ontology annotation, cellular component: COPII vesicle coat; endoplasmic reticulum exit site.
GUAUCCACCAUAUCAUGGGAAAAAGUUUUAGCGUGUUCUUUCUUGGUGCUGUCACCACGUCAACGUAAAAAUUAAUUCUUUAAUUUUUGUAAUUAUUCUUGCUUUGUAAUUCCAUUCUUGUGUGCAAUCACAAAGUUAUUAAUAGAAGUUGAACGGUGACGCUGCAAAAAUGUUUAUCUGGGAUUGGUUUACUGGAGUUCUAGGAUAUCUCGGUUUGUGGAAGAAAUCUGGAAAACUCCUCUUCCUGGGCUUAGAUAAUGCCGGUAAAACAACACUGCUGCACAUGCUGAAAGAUGACAGACUCGCACAGCACGUCCCAACGUUGCAUCCCACAUCGGAGGAACUUUCAAUAGGAAAUAUGCGCUUCACGACAUUCGAUCUCGGCGGCCACACUCAGGCACGUCGUGUGUGGAAGGAUUACUUUCCGGCUGUGGAUGCAAUUGUAUUUCUAGUUGAUGCCUGGGAUAGGGGUCGUUUCCCCGAAAGUAAAAUCGAAUUGGAUUCCCUUCUCACCGAUGAGGCCCUCUCCAACUGCCCCGUGCUCAUUUUGGGCAAUAAAAUUGACAAGCCAGGUGCCGCAAGUGAGGAUGAAUUGCGGAAUUUCUUCCAGUUGUAUCAAUUAACCACGGGAAAGGGUAAGGUUCCACGAUCAGAUCUACCUGGCCGUCCCCUGGAGCUCUUCAUGUGCUCCGUCCUCAAGCGACAAGGCUACGGAGAGGGCUUUCGUUGGCUAGCUCAAUACAUUGACUAAGUUGUCCCUGUGUGUGUGCUUCUUAUGUUUUUUUUUUCUUUCCAACUUACCAACGGGGUUGACAAAAAAAAUCACCGAAGAAUGCGCGCGAUGAGAAUCCGUAAACAGUGAAAAAAAAAUUGCAAACAAAAAACCCAAAAUGAGCAACAAGACCGCGAUUAAAUAUUCUUCGUUUGAAUAUUUAGUUUUUUCUUUCUGAGUUGUUUCAUCUCAACAAAAAAAAACAACAUUAUUACCAAUUGCAGGACACAAUUUUGUCAUUAUAUUGUAAAUUAAACAAAAAGGCAGUAAAAUUAAAGAAAUAAAAUUAGUUUCUAUUUAGGUUUCUAAUGGUAAAUUGAAAGAAAAUCAACUUCAGUGGGGGAAUCGAUGAUGAUGAAGAAAAAUAAAUUUAUAAAGUCGGAAUGAUACUCAAAAAA